Chanos chanos (milkfish) is the source of this 1985-nucleotide messenger RNA. It is a transcript of the gene tcea3, whose product is annotated as transcription elongation factor A (SII), 3. Lineage: Eukaryota; Metazoa; Chordata; Actinopteri; Gonorynchiformes; Chanidae. The transcript has 14 exons. The record is from RefSeq and is a predicted model, not a curated record. Gene Ontology annotation, molecular function: zinc ion binding; nucleic acid binding. Gene Ontology annotation, biological process: DNA-templated transcription; transcription elongation by RNA polymerase II. Bases 118 to 1344 code for a protein of 408 amino acids. Gene Ontology annotation, cellular component: nucleus.
GUCUCGAGAGGGAACAAAACUUCUUACAUUUCUUACAUUGUUUAUGUAGUUUCAGAAAACGUCGUUCAUACUUUUUUUUUUUCUUCGUACAUAGAGCGCGAGACUCAUGCUUGAAGUAUGACGAAAGAAGAAGACCUAGUUCGGAUUGCUAAAAAGCUAGACAAGAUGGUGUCUAGAAAUAACAUGGAGGGGGCACUUGACUUGCUGAAGGAACUGAAAAGCUUCAACAUGACCCUGAAGCUACUAAAAGACACCAGAAUUGGCAUGUCUGUCAACGGAAUAAGAAAGCACUGCACAGAUGAGGAUGUUGUAGCCUUGGCUAAGAUCCUCAUCAAAAACUGGAAAAAACUUCUAGAAUCUGCCCAUGCUCAGAAGGCUGAGAGACCAAAUGAAAUGAAAAAUGGAAAUGAAUCUAACACGAAAACAGAAUUACCUGGAAGUCCCUCUCCUGAGAUGGAGUCAAGAAAAGAUUCAGCAGACUUUAAACAGCAACCUCCUAAAAGACCUAGCCUGGACGGAAAGAAAGAAAGGAGAGAAUCCACUGAAUCAAAGCCAAGCCAUCAUCCUGUAAAACGUCCAUCAAACGACUCCAAACCGGAGAGGAGGGACUCGACAAGUUCAAAAUCUAACUCACCUCCAUCAAGAAAGCUCUCAGGAGAGAGAAGGGAGUCGCAGGGCCACAAACUGGGGCAGACUGGCUCCUUGCAGAGGAAGUUAUCGACUGACAGCACAGACGGACGGAACAAAAGCAAACCAGGGACCCCGAAGACACCCACCACACCCACGAGCCCACUGUCACCCUGCUUCAGCUCCGCAGGGGGUCCUCUGGCCCCUCAUCUGCUCACAGGAGACUCGAUUCGAGACAAGUGCAUUGAGAUGCUGGCUGCGGCUCUGCGCACAGAUGAUGACUAUAAAGACUAUGGGGCAAACUGUGACGCCAUGGGAGCAGAAAUUGAGGAUCAUAUCUACCAGGAGAUAAAAUCCACAGACAUGAAAUAUAAGAAUCGCGUUCGUAGUCGCAUCAGCAACCUGAAGGAUCCAAAGAACCCCAAUUUACGCAAGAACGUGCUGGCAGGUGCCAUCGAGCUACACCGCAUAGCCAGCAUGACUGCAGAGGAGAUGGCCAGUGAUGAGCUGAAGCAGCUGAGGAGUGUUUUGACCCAGGAGGCGAUCAGAGAGCACCAGAUGGCCAAGACUGGUGGCACCACCACUGACCUGCUGCAGUGCGGCAAGUGCAAGAAAAAGAACUGCACCUACAACCAGGUACAAACGCGCAGUGCUGAUGAGCCAAUGACCACCUUUGUGCUGUGCAAUGAAUGUGGAAACCGCUGGAAGUUCUGCUGAUGUGAGACCAGGUCCCCAAUAACACUGAAUACACUGAUUUGAAUGCUGUUUAAUGAGAGAGAGACAAUUAGUCAUCAUUAUUAUUAUAUUUCUUUUUUUUUACAAGCAAUCACUGGCCAUAGCGUGUAGCGAAAAAUAUUUUUAUUUGAACUAUCAAAGAUUUAUAUGCCCACUGCCUAUUGUUUCACUGGUAAUAAAUGCACAAUGUAGCAGUUAACUCAAAGGGAAACCUUAGAAAGAUGGAUGCAUUGACUAUUGUACAUAUGUUUUAAGACAAUAUGCUUUUAUACAGUGAUAUAUAAUAUAUGAUAUACGAAAAUGAUGAUGAUGAUGAUGGUGAUGGUGAUAGUAGUGGUGGUAGUAUUGUUUAAGGUUUGAAUCUGUCUCCAAAUCCUUAGUGAAAUGUAUUUUAUAACUGAACCAGUUGCACACAGUGAUGGGCAAAUGUUAAAUUAACUCUGAGCGUGUGAAUGCCUUGAGGAGCAAUAUAAACACUUUUAGAGUUAAAUUAACAGCGGUGAAUUUCAUUUUAAAUAUCUCAAAGCGCUCUAUAUCAUCCAGAUCUUAUAUUCAUAUCAUGCAGAAAAAGUCAUAAUUGUAUCAGCUCUCAGUCAUGGCGCAGGGUAUAAAAGAGAAUACGA